AUGUCCGUAACGCUCGAAGAAUCCCUCGCCAGCCCGCGCGCAGCGCGCCCCACCCCGACCGGCCCCAACAACGUCUUCGAGCAAUUCCGCCUCGACGGCAAAGUCGCCGUCAUCACCGGCGCCGCCGACGGCAUCGGUCUCGCCGUCGCCGAAGCCUUCGCCGAAGCCGGCGCCCACCUCGCGCUCUGGUACAACAGCAACACCGCCGCGGUCGACAAAGCCGCCGCCCUCGCCGCGCAGCACAGCAUCAAAGCCCAAGCCUACCAGGUCCCCGUGCAGGACGCCUCGGCCGUGCAAGCCGCCGUGGCCCGCGUGGUGCAAGACUUCGGCAGCCUGGACAUCUUCGUCGCGAACGCGGGCGCGGGCAACUCCAAGCCGCUGCUGGAGAUGAGCGUCGACGAGUACCGCUCCCUCAUGGCGGUGAACCUCGACGGCGUGGUCUACAGCGCCAAGUACGCGGGCGAGGUCUUCAAGCGGCAGGGGCGCGGCAACUUGAUCAUCACGUCGAGCAUCAGCGCGCACAUCGUCAACGUCCCCGUCGACCAGCCCGUCUACAACGCCAGCAAAGCCGCCGUGACGCACCUGGGCAAGUCGCUGGCGCGCGAGUGGCGCGAGUUUGCGCGCGUGAACAUCGUGAGUCCGGGCUUCUUUGAGACCAAGAUGGGCGCGAGUGAGAAUGUGCGGAAUGAGGCGCAUCGCAUGGCGGUGCUGGGCAGGCAGGGGGAUGUGAGGGAGAUUAAGGGGUUGUAUCUGUAUUUGGCGAGUGAGGCGAGCAGUUAUACGACAGGGAGUGAUGUGGUUAUUGAUGGGGGGUAUAUCCUGCCGUGA
Molecule: messenger RNA, 828 nt
Organism: Cyphellophora europaea CBS 101466
Lineage: Eukaryota; Fungi; Ascomycota; Eurotiomycetes; Chaetothyriales; Cyphellophoraceae
Exons: 1
Coding region: 1-828 (275 amino acids)
Cellular component (GO): intracellular anatomical structure
Molecular function (GO): oxidoreductase activity, acting on NAD(P)H, oxygen as acceptor
Source: RefSeq, a predicted model, not a curated record